AUGGAUAAUGAUUCAAUAUUAAAUCAUAGUACUGGGGGUGGUGGUGGUGGUGGUGGUAAUCAACACUCGACAACUUCAGAAGGAAAACUUUACUUUGAUCUUGUCUCAAAUAGUCGAACAUAUAACUUCCAAGCAGAGGAUGAACAAGAAUACGAAGAAUGGAUAAGUAUUUUAAAUAAUGCAAUGCAAGAAGAAUUUAACAAAGCAAUGAAUGGUGAAAACUAUACAAAUUCACAAUGCGAUCUGUCUGAAACAACACUGAAUUUAUCAUCGAAUCGUUUGAUGAGCACUAAUAAAUGUAAUAUUACUAAUGGUGAUAGUUUGGCUGCCGAUAUGGAUUUAGUCUAUUCAACUUUAACUGGUCAAAGUAAUAGUCCUAUGAAUAAUAAUCCCUCGAAACAUAUGAAAUCUGAUAGUUUUGGGGAUAGUCUACCAGGAAGUGAAAAUGAUUUAUUAGAUUCUAGCGGUUCACAAAUUAGUCGUUCACGUGAAAGUCACUUAGAUAGUGCAGAUGCUUUUUCAACAGAUGGCAUUAAUGCGACUGAAUCUAAAGGACGUCCAUCAAAAUCAUUAAUUCAAUCUUCUUUACGAUUCUGUGCACCUGGUAAUGAAGUAUGCGCUGAUUGUGGUCGACCUGAUCCCGAAUGGGUUAGUGUAAAUCUGGGUAUAUUAAUUUGUUUGGAAUGUUGUGGUGCACAUCGAGAAUUAGGCGUACACCAUUCACGUACUCAAUCAUUAUUGAUGGAUGAAUUAUCGACUAAUCAACUAUUGUUACCUCGAUUCAUCGGGAAUCAACUGUUUAAUAGUGUAUAUGAGUCUAGUUUGCCUGCAGAAAGUAAACCGAACGCUUUAGAUUCUGUUAAUGAUCCAACUGAUGGAAUGACACAAAGACGUAAUUUUAUUAAAUCAAAAUAUGUUGAUCGACGUUUUAUCACGAAAACAACAUCGGAUUCUUUAAUUGUAACAUCGAAUUCACUAGAUUAUAAUACGAACAAUAAUAAAUCUUUCUCAGAUGAUAUUUCAACUACUCGUGAUCCUAUUGCAGAACGAUUUUUAAGACGUGAUCUGUUAAGAGCAGUAAAAACCGGUAAUUUAUCAUUACUUAUUCAGGUAUUCGCUGAACGACUAGAUCUUAUGACACCAUUUCAACCAGAAGAUAAUGAUGAUGAUUCUUAUUCACUUUUGCCUGGAACAACUGCAUUACAUAUAGCUGUUGAGAAAACUAGUAGAUUUUUAAUAAAAUCCAGAUUAAAUUAUUCUCAUGAAAACAAGGUUAAUGUAUCCGAUUUAAGUGAACAACAACAACAAAUAACUGAAUCAUUUUUAAAUUUUGAUAAUAGUAGUAAUCGUGAAGCAACCACAUGGAGUGUAAUUGAUAAUCAUGAAUUUGAGAAAUCACCACAUAAUAAUUUACCAUUAGUGGAAUUCAUCUUACAAAAUUCUUCAUCAGGUAGCUUAAAACGUGCCAAUAAAUUGGGUGAUACAGCACUACAUCAUGCCGCUCGUUAUGGAUGUGUGGAUGCAUUAAAAUUAAUUGUUCAAGCUGGCGGGAUUCCAACACCAAUACUCCAAUUAACUAAUCAUAAUGGUCAAACAGCAUUAGAUAUUGUAGAAAAUGCAUUAAUACAAUACAAAUUAAAUAAUACUAAUACUACUGCUACUACUACUACUACUAAUAAUAAUAAUAAUAAUAAUAACAAUCAUAUAUUGUUAUUAGAUGCUUAUAAAAAUUGUCAACAUAUUCUUAAAUUAGCUAAUUUCAUUGCAUCUAAUAAUUCAUGUAAAAAUAAUUGUUUAAUUACUGAUUCUAUUGGUUCAUUAUUUUCUAAUACAAAUGGAUCUAUUGAUAAAUUAUCAAAUUAUCGUAAUAAUUUAAUAGAAUUAUUAAAUCAAUUAAAUUCAAUCAAUUGGUAUCCAUUAAAUAUUUCAUCAUAA
Molecule: messenger RNA, 1935 nt
Organism: Schistosoma mattheei
Lineage: Eukaryota; Metazoa; Platyhelminthes; Trematoda; Strigeidida; Schistosomatidae
Source: the annotation of a GenBank genome assembly